AUGCUAUGGAAUUUGACUGAUCCAACUAAUGACCCCACUCGCUUUUCCAUCUUCUUGACUAAUUCCAAUGUUUCUGAUUUGAAACAAUAUGCCUUGAUCAAUAAUGCAAUAAGUGCAAACAAAAACGUUUCGUUGGAUGUCCCUGAUUUUGUAACCAGAGGCGUCAUUCCCGGUUACCAUCUCAUUUGUACCAACAUUUUCGAUAUCAAUGAUAUCUAUGCUGUGUCGGAAGCGUUUGAAAUCAGACCAAGUGGCUCUGUCAAAUCAGUAUAUACGCCGCCUCCUCCUCCUCCAUCACCAACUAACAACUCUACCAAUACUACAAGCGGUACCGAUGCUGGUUCUGGAAAUAAUAAGCCAAGUGGUUCGGAAGCAGUUGGUGUGAAGAUCUGUUCAAAAGUUUUGUUUGUUCUUGCGGUUGUGGUAGUCGUAAUGAUGUGA
Messenger RNA from Paraglomus brasilianum, 441 nucleotides. Lineage: Eukaryota; Fungi; Glomeromycota; Glomeromycetes; Paraglomerales; Paraglomeraceae. The record is from the annotation of a GenBank genome assembly.